Molecule: messenger RNA, 255 nt
Organism: Gongylonema pulchrum
Lineage: Eukaryota; Metazoa; Nematoda; Chromadorea; Rhabditida; Gongylonematidae
Source: the annotation of a GenBank genome assembly
AUGAAGGUACGAGCUCGCCUAGUGCAGGAAGCAUAUGGCGCUCUCGAGGGCAUAAGCUGCAGACCGAUUCAAGGCGCAAUGUACGCGAUGCCGAAGAUCGAGUUGCCCCGAAAGGCCGUGGAGGCAGCACAGGCCCGAAACAUGCAGCCAGAUUUUUUUUACGGAAUGCAACUUCUAGAGAAAACUGGAAUUUGCACUGUGCCCGGUAGUGGCUUUGGCCAACGCGAAGGCACGUGGCAUUUCAGGUCAUGGUAG